Molecule: messenger RNA, 966 nt
Organism: Trematosphaeria pertusa
Lineage: Eukaryota; Fungi; Ascomycota; Dothideomycetes; Pleosporales; Trematosphaeriaceae
Exons: 6
Coding region: 1-966 (321 amino acids)
Source: RefSeq, a predicted model, not a curated record
AUGAUGCGUUUCCAGUGCUCUCAGCUCGUUAUCGACCGCAUCGACCCUUUGGUCCAGCCCGGCAUCGCUCCUUCGACCCAUAUGCACCAGAUCGUUGGCGGCAACGCUUUCAACGUCACCAUGAAACCCAUUGACUACGACCCGUCUAAGGCGGCCACUUGCACGACAUGCGACUACUCUCAAGAUUUCUCCAACUACUGGACCGCAAACUUGUACUUCCGCGCCAAGAACGGCACCUACAAGCGCGUGCCGCAGAUGGUCAACUUGGGCCUCUCAGGUCGCGAGGGUGUCACCGUCUACUACAUCCCGCCUUACGAUGGAAAGACAAAGGUGACCGCCUUCCCGAAGGGCUUCCGCAUGCUCGCGGGUGAUGCUGGUCUCCGUUCCGGAACCGGCAUGCAAAAAGGUAUCUGCCAUCGUUGCUCCCCCAAUAAGCAGCAAAACCCGUUCGGCGGCGCUCCGUGCACUGGUUCUGAUACGGCCGCGCUGCCCAAGGGCAAGUGCGGAGGCGGUAUCCGCGCGACUGUUACCUUCCCGACAUGCUGGGACGGCAAGAACGUCGACAGCCCGAACCACAAGGAGCACGUCGCAUACCCUAGCUCGGGAUCCUUCGAAUCUGGCGGCCCUUGCCCAUCGACUCACCCAGUGAAGCUGCCCCAGCUUAUGUACGAGGUUAUGUGGGACACUACUCCCUUCGCCAACGACUGGCCAGCCGAUGGCACGCAGCCAUUCGUUUACUCCAUGGGUGACGGCACUGGCUACGGCCAGCACGGUGACUACUUGUUCGGCUGGGAGGACGGCGCGCUCCAGAAGGCCCUCGAUGCAAGGUGCAACCUGAACAACUGCGCUGCGCUGAAGACGCAGACCGCCCAGCAGGCGAUGAACUGCCAGAAGAAGCAGGCCGUUCAGGAGCCCUUCGAAGGAUGGCUCGGCCAACUCCCCGGCGACCCAACUGUCGUUUUCUAG